This is a messenger RNA of Papaver somniferum (opium poppy), 1741 nucleotides long. RefSeq names its product protein ROOT INITIATION DEFECTIVE 3-like. The transcript is spliced from 8 exons. Gene Ontology annotation, biological process: DNA-templated DNA replication; rRNA processing. The record is from RefSeq and is a predicted model, not a curated record. Gene Ontology annotation, cellular component: nuclear pre-replicative complex. NCBI's taxonomy places the organism in Eukaryota, Viridiplantae, Streptophyta, Magnoliopsida, Ranunculales, Papaveraceae. The coding region runs from base 37 to 1464 and encodes 475 amino acids. Gene Ontology annotation, molecular function: protein binding.
GAGAGAGUGCUAGAGAGAAGAAAGACACGCAUAGAAAUGGUGAGAGAAGAAGCAUUGGUAGUUUGCAGUGAUAAGAGUUUGGGUGCAGGGAUUACAAUAUGGGACAUGGAAAGUGGGGAUCAUCUUCUUCACAUACCAACUUGUGCUUCGCCUAGUCAUGGAUUUCUCUGCUUGAGGAAUCAAUUUCUUGUUGCUUCUCAAAUUCACAAACAUGGAUCUUUUGGCGGUGGAGCCAUCUUUAUCUGGCCCUUAAAUAAGCCACAAGCACCGGUCCGAAGCUAUCCAAUAGAAGCAGUUGGACCACUUUCGUGCACAGAAGAUGGUUUGUAUCUUGCUGGUGGAGCACCUUCUGGAAAUGCUUAUGUCUGGGAGGUUUUAAGUGGAAGAAUGUUGAAGAGUUGGCGUGCUCAUCACAAAUCAGUGAAUUGCAUUGCAUUCACAGCUGACGGUUCUAUCCUGAUUUCUGGUUCAGAUGAUGGUUCUAUAUGCAUAUGGUCUAUGAUCAGUUUGCUAGACGUGGCAGAUUGUGGAAACAUGCCUUCGUCCUUUCAUUCUUGGUCAGAGCACACGUCCUCUAUAACUGGUCUCGUAUCAGUUUCUGAAAGUUCAAAUUAUGUACUGAUUUCAAGCUCCAUGGACGGCACCUGCAAGGUUUGGGAUAUUGUUUCUGGGAGGCUUCUGCAAACUCAAGACUUUUCACAAGCCAUAACUGCCAUCAGUCUUGACCCUGAAGGGCAGCUUUUGUUUUCAGGAAGUGUAGACGGAAGGAUUUUUGUCAACAGAGUCGAUAUAGGACUGGAGGAGAACUCAAACACUAUAUCAGACGAUCAGCUGAUUGUACUCAAUGGGCACAUUGGAUCCAUAACUGCAUUAUCGCUCGGUAUGAGUGGAUUGUGGCUCAUCUCUGCAUCUGAGGACUGUACAGCUUGCCUUUGGAAUGUCAGAAAUUGGGCAGUUGCUCGAAGAUUCACCCAUGCUAAAGGGCAAAUAACUAACUUACUAGUAAUCCCGCGGUCAUCGCUGCCUUUUGUGGAGAACAAUCAGAGAGUAUCAUACCAGCCUCGUGUUUCAUUGCUUGACAAAUACCAACAGCCAUCAAACACAUCAAGAGGAACAGUCGCUAUUCUACCUUCGUAUUGUUCACUAGAAGAUAAUCUUUCCACUGCUGGUUUUUCUACCAGCAGCUCCAUGAAUAACCAAAUCCUUGAAUUAGAGCAAAGAAGCACUCCUGCAGCAAUACAGAUGAAGGUGGAAACCAAUGUCGAGAACCGACUUUGGGCCACAAGCAUGACGAGGCACAUGACGGACAUGAGCAAGCAUUUGCGAUCGAGAUUGCUAGAUUUGAUGCAAUGCAGAUUGGUAUCGACUCCGAAAAUUGAUUGUCCUGGUAGUGGAAAGGGAAAGAAGCUUAAGGUUGGUACCAGUCCACCAUUGAGAGUAGAAGAAACAGAAUCUCCUGCUUAACGUUUCAAAUUUGUUAGUAACAUUUCAUUCUGCUCAAGUUUCUUUCACCCUCAGAUAUAAAGAAGACUGGAUCCCCCAUGCUGUUUUGAAAAAAAAUUCAUGACGAAAACGCGGUCUUACCUUUUACUAUGUCAGUGGUUAACAUGGGUUUCACACGAUCGUGUACAGUGUGUGUGUGCCAUAGUUUUGAAUUCUCAUAAGCGAUUGCAAGUAGGAAAUAUUGUUCAGUUCUUACUAAUAAGUAAUAAUAGCAUCUACUGAAUGUUUAUUAUCUAAA